Molecule: messenger RNA, 1821 nt
Organism: Corylus avellana
Lineage: Eukaryota; Viridiplantae; Streptophyta; Magnoliopsida; Fagales; Betulaceae
Source: RefSeq, a predicted model, not a curated record
AUGGUAGCCAUUGUUGAUCUUAAACUCUUUUUCAACAACUUUGAGGGGAUCAUGCCACAAGCUUUGGAGAAUCUUCACAAGUUGCAAGUAUUAGACUUGUCAUACAAUAAUAUAAGUGGAGAGGUAAUCGAUCAUACAAAAUUCUCUUUGUUUAGAGAGUUGUGUCUAUCCAAUAAUCAGUUAAAUGGGAGUUUAACCAAAAGUUUGGCAGAGCUUUCUAUGCUGCAAGUUCUCGAUGUGUCUUCAAAUUGUUUACAAAGUGAUCAUAUCAUUGAAUCACAUUUGUCGAAUCUUUCCAACUUAUACGAACUAGACUUCUCUUAUAAUUCAGUGUCAUUGAAGUUUAGGCCAGAUUGGGUUCCACCAUUUCAUCUAGAUACCAUCAGUUUGAGAUCUUGCAAGUUGGGGCCAGCUUUUCCUCGAUGGCUUCAAACACAAAAUUUGAUGUGGCUUGAUAUAUCAGAUGCAGGAAUCUCGGAUACCAUCCCCAACUGGUUUUGGGACUUUUAUGUGGGGUUCUUAAAUCUCUCCCGAAACAACAUUAUUGGUACCAUACCUCCUCAAUGGGCCAUGCUGAAUCUCUCCAAUAAUAUGUUGCAGGGAUCUAUUACAUACAUUUGUGAGAAAAAUGGAUCCAUGAGUGAUUUUAUCUCACUUUACCUUUCUCUAGAUCUCUCGUAUAAUUUGUUAUCUGGAGAACUCCCUAAUUGUUGGGCAAAUAUGCCAAAUUUGUUUAUGCUUAAUUUGGCAAAUAGUAGACUCUCCGAGAGAAUCCCUGAUUCUAUAGGGAGCCUGUAUAGUCUUCAUGCAUUGCAUUUGCAGAACAACGAUUUCAUCAGAGAAUUGCCAAAAUCAUUGAUGAAGUACUCUUUGCUAAAACUAUUAGAUGUUGGGGAAAAUAGACUAUCAGGGAGGAUACCAGCAUGGAUAGGCACAAGCCUACCACAUUUGGUGGUUCUUCAGUUGCCAUCAAACUUGUUCAAUGGUAGCAUACCCUUGCAAUUAUGUGAGUUAACAUCUCUUCAAAUCUUGGACCUUGCCAUGAAACUUGUUCAAUGUUUAGCAGCCACGAUUCAAAAGCAAAGCUCAAAUGUUAGCAUUGCUCAUGAUGAUUAUUCUGGUACAAUUUUUAUCCAAUUUUACAUGAACUACUACAUUGACAAUUUAUUGGUGAUUUUCAAAGAAAAGUAUAGUAAAACUCUUGCACUAGUAAAACUCAUUGAUCUUUCGAGCAACAAAUUAAAAGGAGAAAUUCCAAGAGAAAUAACAAGUCUUUCAGGAUUGCUUGGGUUAAACCUUUCUGGGAACUUUUUGACUGGAAUCAUCCCUCAAAAUAUUGGUGACAUGAAGCUUUUGGAAUCUUUGGACUUGUCGAGAAAUCACCUUUCAGGCGUAAUUCCCCAAAGCCUAACUACUUUGAGUUUCUUAAGUUACUUGAAUUUGUCAAACAACAAUUUGUCAGGUAGAAUUCCAUCAAGUACCCAACUCCAAAGCUUUAAUGCUUCUGCAUAUGCAGACAAUCAAGAUUUGUGUGGCCUGCCUCUUUUAAGAAGGUGUUUGGGAGAUGAAGCAGUUCAAGGUCUUCAACCUGGUAGACAUGCAAAAUUCUAUGAACAUAUGGGGCUUUAUACUAGCAUUGCACUCGGAUUUAUUGUUGGAUUUUGGGGGGUUUAUGGAUUGUUACUGCUCAAGAGUUCUUGGAGGCAUGCCUACUUCCAAUAUUUGGACAGAAUUGGAGACAAGUUUUACGUGACAAUAGCUAUCAAUGUGGCCAAAUUUAUGAGGAACUUUAAGACUUCGCGCUACCAAGAAAAUAUUUAG